Molecule: messenger RNA, 2024 nt
Organism: Erythranthe guttata (spotted monkey flower)
Lineage: Eukaryota; Viridiplantae; Streptophyta; Magnoliopsida; Lamiales; Phrymaceae
Product: agamous-like MADS-box protein AGL80
Biological process (GO): positive regulation of transcription by RNA polymerase II
Molecular function (GO): DNA-binding transcription factor activity, RNA polymerase II-specific; protein dimerization activity; RNA polymerase II cis-regulatory region sequence-specific DNA binding
Source: RefSeq, a predicted model, not a curated record
UUUUAUAGUAUUAAUUAAAAUUAACAGUGCAAUAUAAUUAAUUUAAUUAAGGUGAUUAAAUAAUUUCUACUGUGAUUAUGAUAGUUGUAUUUUUAUAUCAAUAUCUGCUGAUACGUAUAGGUAAGAAAAGAAAAUUAUCUCUUAUAAAAAAAGGCAAAGAAAUUCAAAUUUUUAAAAUGAAAACUUUCCUGAAUAUUCUAUAAUAUUUAUGAUCAAAUCCCUGGAAUUACCUUAAAGGUAGUGAAAAUUAAUCAUUUUUAAUUAGAUAUUUAUAGUAAUUAAUAAGAUCCAAAAAUAAGAUACUGUUAUUCCAAUUUGUAACAUGAAUAAUAAUAUGGUUUUAACAAAAUUAAACUGAAUUAAACCCCUCAUGCUCAAGAGAUUAUAUGUAGAUUAGCAAGCAUAAACUAAUUAACAAACAUAAUACAACUUAAUAUUUGAGAUAAUAAUAUAAUUCUUAAUUUGCAACUAGUCUCAUCUUAGAAUAUGCUACAAACUAUCAUAUUAUCGAUAAAUACGUAACUAUUCGUCCCGAGAAAAUGAUUCUACUUUUGUUCGUGAACUAACGAUAUUGUAACACAAAACGAAAAAUUCGCGAUAUAUCGUUACUUUAUCGAUAAAAUCUAAUCGUCCCUACUUUUUCGUGUUAAUCAACGAUACAUGGUAAGCAAUUCAUUUUUAAAAAAAGGAAAAUCCGAAAACGUAAUUUGAAAUGCCAUUGCGUAAACACCUGUCGACGAAAGAGAAUCGAAUGUCAUAAAUAUUUAAACCCUCAUUUAAUUAGUCGAAAUCCGAUAAAAAUGAAUGUUGUCAUCCAAUUAAAAACCGAGAUUAAGGUAAGUACAUUAUAACAAAAUCCUAAGUAUGGAGUAACAAAGCACAAAAUGAAUUGUCAUCCAACGGGCAAACAUUAAAUUAAAAAGUUUAAAAUUUUAAAUCACAUUAAUUGCAACACAACUAAGACAACGCUAAGCAAAAUUUAAAACUAAUCCAAAAUUAAUUUCAUAAUCCCACCAAACGUCUAUAUAAACCACACACCCCAUAAUGCAAGAAUUAUCAAAAUAACCAAAACAAAAAAAAAAGAAAGAAGAAAAAAUUGGAAAAAAAUUAAAAUGACAAGAAAGAAGGUAACCCUAGCUUACAUUACGAACGACUCCGAAAGGAAGGCUUCGUUCAAGAAAAGGAAGAAGGGUUUGAUCAAGAAGGUGAGCGAGCUGAGCACGCUAUGCGGUGUGGAGGCGUGCGCGAUAAUCUAUAGCCCGUACGACCCGAGGCCGGAGGUGUGGCCGUCUCAGGAGGGGGCGAUGGCGGUGCUAGCGAGGUUCAGGCGCCUCUCGGAGAUGGACCAAUGCCGGAAGAUGGUGAACCAGGAGAGCUUCACCAGGCAGAGGGUGAAGAAGGCGGAGGACCAGUGCAUCCGCGUCCGCAAGGACAACAAGCGCCGCGAGAUGGAGAACUUCCUGUACCAGUGGCUCGCCGGGAUGGUUAGCCUCGACGACUUUGACGCCCGCGACAGGGGGGAGAUGACCUGGAUCCUGAACCAGAUCCUCCGGGACCUGACCUCCAGGAUGGCGGGGAUCAGGAAUCCCGGGGGAAACCUCCUUCUCCAGGGCUCCGGGUCCGGUUCUGGUUCUGGUUCCGAAGCCCUGGAGGCGGAGGAUGCUGAUGAGGUUGGUGCCAUUGUUCCUGUUAAUCCGAUGGUUGUGGAAAUGGCGCCUCUGCCUCCUCCGUCUACUCCACUUGCGGCGCCGGCUCCUCCAAUGGAUGCUCUUCCGGCGCUGCCUCAGGCGGCGGAAGUGGUGGAGCAGCUGCCGGCGCUGAUGGGGGCAGAUUACUUAAUGGAGAGUUUCCCCUGGAACCUGAUAGAGAGCCCGAGCCGGGCGGCGAUUGGGACCGGGCUGUUUUACAGCUGGGACGACGGGAUGGUGCUGCCGCCGUAUAAUCCGUACAACUUCAACCAGGAUGCUAAUAAUUUCGCCCCGUUCGGACUAGAACCUGGAACUGGCCCUGAUGCCCUCAAUUAA